Dunckerocampus dactyliophorus (ringed pipefish) is the source of this 4120-nucleotide messenger RNA. RefSeq names its product probable glutamate receptor. Bases 2191 to 3582 code for a protein of 463 amino acids. Gene Ontology annotation, biological process: synaptic transmission, glutamatergic; monoatomic ion transport; modulation of chemical synaptic transmission. Gene Ontology annotation, molecular function: AMPA glutamate receptor activity; transmitter-gated monoatomic ion channel activity involved in regulation of postsynaptic membrane potential. Gene Ontology annotation, cellular component: dendritic spine; postsynaptic membrane; plasma membrane. The record is from RefSeq and is a predicted model, not a curated record. Lineage: Eukaryota; Metazoa; Chordata; Actinopteri; Syngnathiformes; Syngnathidae. The transcript has 10 exons.
GUCAUUAUAUUUAUCCAAGAAAGUUGUACCAGGCAUUAAAAUGAAAAAUAAACUGAAGAAACAAAGGUGGUUUAAUGAUUUUUUUUCUCUAACUGUAUGUUUGCAUGUGGACAAGAGGCCAAAACACAUAGAAAAAUAUGCGUUUUUAAAAUACCGUAAAUUCCGGAAUUGAUGCACCUGAACAUAAGCCGCACCCACCAAAUUUAAAGAGAAAAAAAAAUUUGUUCAAAUAUAGGCCACGCUUGCGUAUAGGCCGCAGGUGUCCAUGUUGUAACAUGAAGGACAUACUAUAAACCUUGCAAUCCAACCGACUCUUUGUUCCCAGCGUCACUCGUUAGCUCCGAUGAGUGCGAUGAGAUGAUUUAUUAUCGGACUUCAACAGCUGCCACGGCCCAAGCAGAAGCUGUAGCAAUUGAUCAAACUUACUUAAGAUUUGUCAGAUCAAAACAUGAUUGCUGCAUUCACUACUUUCUGAAGCUGCACUCAUAAUAAUAGGAAAUGUAGUUGUUUUAGCCAUAAAUUAGCUUCGUCGUUGUUUAAGCCACAGUGUUCAAAGUGUGAAAAAAGUAGUGGCUUAUAGUACGGAAUUAACGGUAUUUGUGUGGACAUAGCAGCCUUAAUUAAUAUUGCAAUAUUCAUACAGUAUAUACACAUACAUGCAGUUUGAUUAUUUUAGUAAGAGUAAUCUCUUGAUUAUUUUUUUUUUUUUGCGUAAUCAGAAAGAACACAUUUUAUAGCAGGGGUCCAGUUAAAAAUUUUAUGUUUGUGUAAUUUCCAAGGCAUAUUUUGCUCAAAAUGUUUGUCAAACUUUAAAGGUUCUACUGUAAAUAGAGCCUUAUACAAAGUGACAUGUGAAAGGAUUUGACCUUGAUUUUGGCAGUGUGCGCUUUCUUUUCUAAUUAUGAACUCUUCUUUACCCUCGGUCACCUUUUGGCAAAAACCCAUCAGACCCCCGACAGGCAGGGGCGAUGUUUUCUUAACUAAGACAUCAGGCUGCACAAGAGACUAACAACCUCAGACACGGCCAGCCAUUGUUUCCUCAACUUCUAAACGAAUGACUGCUCAAAAGAGUUCAUGGGACGGUUGGAAAUCUUUCACAAGAGCAGAUAAACAGACUUGCAGUGGUUCGAUUGAAUGUAAACACUGGUCUUAAUCUUAACCUUCAAACUCAGUCAUGGAAGGAACGUAUGAUCACAAUUUGCAUUGCUCCAGAUGUUGCAUCAGUACAUUGAUGAAAUGCUUCUUUCACACAGCAGUAAUUUAAACCUUGAGUUUCUAACCUUAAAUCUUCCCAUCCCAAAAGGCAUGGAGCCACUUCAUGCUUUCUCACGACACUGAUUCUUCAAAGCCUUGUCCAUUGUCUGUGCUUUUCCAAAGCUGACGGCCUCCUCUGGCGAGCUGUCACAUUCUGCUGGGCCUCUUCUUCGGCUCUGAGAGACUUUGUGAAGCGCGACAUGCUUGUUUUAGCGCCACAGACUCCAUUCCACCCAGCAAAGCGAUACAAAAGACAGCUUCAUUAGGAUUCUAAGAAAAUCCCACAGACUCUUUAAAGGCGGUAUUUAUCUGGACAGCUUGGCACAACUUUUUUCUCUCAAUUGAAACCUCCUUUACUGUUUGGCACUUCAGGCCUAACAGAACGUUUUGUCUCGAAAACUGAAUGCAACCCUUCCUCCUUGAUGAAGUCAGUACUUCUUUUUACAGAUAUGUUCAUUUGUCGGACUCCGCCAAAACCCACAGCAAAAACAAAAACCCUAUUUUACAUUUCGGGUUAAUGUAAGGGGUUUUGGAUGCCUAUCCACUGCUUGUCAUUCUUUGGCUAUGCAUCAUCAUACUCCCUGACAGUUAAGACUAGUAGAAACUGUUUACGUACGGUUUAGUAUUUGUAACGGGAAUAAAGGAUGAUGCAAACAUUUUUUGAGAAACGAGAGUGGUUGGAAAAAAAAUGAACUCCCUUUUCAAAUCAUAGCAUUUGCAUACUUGACGCCGACAUCCGCGGUGAGACUUUGUUCAGCCUCUGUCUCUGCAAUCGUGUUUUAGGUUUAGGCCCUCCCUCUGUCCUCCCACAUUUAAACUCGCCCACGUCUGUCUGCUUUACACAACACUUUGCACUUGCAAGAUUUGUUGACACUUUUUUGGGGUUCUUGCUAGGUUCAUUUUUAAACCCACACGUCAACAGAGGCUGUUGGCAGAAUGAAAGUCUGCGUAGCUUUUGUCUUGAGUGUGGCGGCCCUUAAUAGAUGGGCGUUGGCUGCAGGCCCGAAAGAGUUAUCCAUCACCACCAUAAAGCAAGACCCGUACACGAUGACCAAAGGCUCUGGAGGGGAGCUGGAAGGCUACUGCAUUGACCUGAUCUCCGAGCUCAGCCAGAAACUUGGCUUCAGUUACAAACUGCAGCUGGUGAAGGACAGCCGCUAUGGAUCCAUGGACUCCAGCGGUAACUGGAAUGGAAUGAUCGGUGAAGUCAUCAGAGGGGAUGCCGACCUGGCUGUAGCCCCACUGACACUCACCGCCAUCCGAGAGCAGUAUGUGGACAUGACCACCCCCUUCAUGCAAACAGGAAUAGGUUUCAUUCUCCACAAAGACGUGGCAGGCGAUGAGAACGCUUUCAGCCUCCUGGCUCCCUUCUCCACUGAGAUGUGGGUGGGCAUCCUCAUUGCGUUCCUGCUAACUGGUCUCUGCAUGUUCCUGAUGGGCAGGAUCAGUCCGGCUGAAUGGGCCAAGCCUGACACGGAGGAGCACAGAUUUACUUUAUUGCACAGCUACUGGUACAUUACGGGGGCUCUCACCCUGCAAGGUGCCGGUCCUCAUCCGAAAGCUGUUUCUGGAAAAGUGGUGAGCGCCAUCUGGUGGGUGUUUGUUGUAGUACUGCUCGCCUGCUACUUCGGCAACUUCCACUCCAUGACGCACUUCAACAACAAACACGUCUCCAUCAAGACCUUUGAGGACCUCGCCAACCAGGAUGUCCUUGAAUAUGGCACAGUGGACGGCGGCUCCACCACGCUUUUCUUUAAGAAUUCCAACAAUGCUGUCUACAGGCGCAUCUAUCAGCACAUGGAGCGUAAGAAGAGCUACGUGGCAAACAUGGAGGAAGGCGUUCGCCGCACUCAGGAGGGAAACUUUGCCUUCAUCGGUGAGGCCGUGUCCUUGGAUCUGGCUGUGGCUCGCUACUGUACACUGACCCGCUCACAGGAAGUCAUCGCCAUGAGAGCCUAUAGCAUCGCUGCACGUCAGGGUUUCCCCAUGGUAAGAAACCUCAGCAUGGCCAUUCUUCAGCUGAGCGAAUCUGGCGAACUCACUUAUCUGCGGAACAAGUGGUGGGCCAGCAGCUGUGUGGGAGCCGAUGGCGCCCCCGACUCGGAAACCCUCCAUCCUCAUGACCUGCGGGGUCUCUUCCUCCUCCUUGGCCUUGGCCUGGGUGUUGGCCUCCUCCUUGCUCUGCUUGAACUCCUAGCCAAGGCUCGCAGCCAGGCCAUUGAAGAGAAGAAAUCCUGCUGCUCAGUGUUGACAUCAGAGCUGAAUCAGCGCCUUGGCAGUGGAGGAGAGGUCGCAGAGCAAGACACAACAGACAAAAGCAAAGCCUAAUGCAUCCACUUUCAUAUUAAAAAAAACAACAUUUGGUCACUCCAUUCAAACACACUCACUGGCAGUGUUUCCAUAGUAACCGUUUGGGGUUGAGUGGUCUUUCCAGAGAUCUGCGCAACCCCUCGAAACACAUCAACAAGCAGCUACAGGUAAUCAUGAUAAAAGUGACACUAAAGUUUUAAUACUGCAAAAGCUAAUCAGUACUUACAAUGCAUGUCUUUUGCCCGUCGAUUAAAAUGACAGUUAUUAUGUACUAACAAUUUAUAUUGCGUGUAUCAUCCAAAUAAGUCAACCAACCUUCAAAAUGGUUUUACUUCAUAGUGCACAUAGACUUACCGAACGCCAGCUCGGGACGUGCAUUUUAAUUCCAUAUUAACACCAGAUUACAUGAAAGACAAACGAGCAAAAGUAUUAAAUGAACUUUCAGAGUGGACCACAAAAUUCCUAGUGUCGCUGCUAAGCUUUGCAGUAAGUAUCUGAAUUAUACCAUCUUGAUGGGCUUUCAGACACAUUUGUAAGAAAAAUCAAUAAAUGUCAU